Messenger RNA from Spirometra erinaceieuropaei, 2463 nucleotides. The record is from the annotation of a GenBank genome assembly. Lineage: Eukaryota; Metazoa; Platyhelminthes; Cestoda; Diphyllobothriidea; Diphyllobothriidae.
AUGGCCGAGGGGUCUGGGCGUUCGCCUCGUGAGGCGAUGGUCGGAGGUUCGGUUCCCGCUGUCCACGCCUUUCUUUCAUCCCGCGUGACUGAUGGAUCGUACACUUCUACAUUUCCCAUGUCUCAAUGCGCCAAAGUCAAGGAUACAACAACGGCCGAAAGGUUGGCAGCAGAAGACAGACACAAUCAAAAGAAGGCCUAAGGCUUUCAGAUGUCAGGGAAGCUUUAGGCAACGGAAAUCUAAGCGAAUGCUUCGAGACUUCAGACAACAGAAACCUAGUCGAAUUUAACGGUAUUACAGUUAACAGAAAUUUAAGCUAAUGCAUUGAAGCAAAGGUACAGCUAAAGUCUAAUUUCGAAGUGAGACUCAGCCUUUGUUCUAAGCGUUUCGUUUGCUGGAAGAUUGGACUUUUUAGGCUCGUAUGCAGAACUGGUAGUGUCGAAGUCCACGUUCAGCAAAGGUGGUGUCGUAAAUUGAUGACGAUGCGAAUAUUGCUGUCUGUGAAUCAAUUUUAGAGGUCAUGUAACCAGCACGGGUCACCACCUCACCGCGACGCCCAGGAGGUUGACAUCAACUUACACGAGGAGGAGAUCGACAAGAUGCCGGCUCUCCGACAGUAAUAACGGCAACCAAGGGGUCAAAGAUGACAUGAGUCCACCAGCGGUCAAUCUCGAAGAAGUCGACGUUAGUUAGCAGCGAACGGGCAUGUCAUAGUUCGUGCCUCGAGCACGGAUAUAAUACCAAGGAGUCAUCAAGGCUAAAGCAAUCAAGGCCAGCAGGAACAACAAAACACUACCCUGAUGAUGGAUACGAGAGAGUUUCCGAAAAAACAGUCCAAAUAUAUUUCCGUCCAUGAACUCGUAACUUCUUCUUCUUCGGAUGAUAAACACAACAUAUAUAUAUAUAUAUAUAUAUAUAUAUAUAUAUAUAUAUAUAUAUAUAUAUAUAUAUAUAUAUAUAUGGUAAAGGUAUUAUACCGUACUCCCGACGUAGAUGCUUGCUAAAAGUCCAGACACGUGUUUCGCCGAUAUUCUGCCGCUGCAUGACACAGCAGCGAGGGGUUCGGCUUUUCAGUGGGACCCCCAGCGUUCUCUAGCGGUUUCUGGUAUAUGAACUCCGGAGAAUAAUCAAGUGAAUAAUUUCAGAAAUUACUCAGUGCAGGACUUGGAGUACGGUAUAAUACCUUUACCAUAUGGAAUUCAUACUACUCGUAGUACUACUUGUUUGUAGAAUGGACAUUACGUGGUUAUUCCACAGUAGUUGAUUGUCUUCGACUCGAAUGUUCAUUGAAAUUUCGGUGCUGACCCUAAAAAGUCAUGUCCCGGAGAUUUAACUCCAAGUCCUUGUGUUUAUAUUGGCCAUACAGGCCGAUGUCUUGGGACUCGCAUCAACGAGCACAAGUUAGCCCUCCGCAGACGUGAUCCUCUGUCCCUCGUGUUUGCGCACGCCCUUGAGCACGACCACCGCUUAAAUUGGGACGGUGCUGAAGUGAUCGCAAGGGCUAACACCAGACAGGCGCGAAAAUUUCUCGAAGCUUCGCAUUCUGGCACGACCAGCAUCAACCGCCACCUCGAUCUAGACGCUCAUUACGAGGGCUUACGUACACGCUCAAUGUCUUUUUCCCACACCCUAACAACUGCUAACCCCCGCUCGGCCACAUAGACGUAUGCUGUUUCGCCAUUCCGUCCCCCCCUUUUGUGACACGGUGAACAACAACCGAAACCCCUAACACAUCUAACGCCGGCGCAUUGCCCCCUGACCUCAUCCCGCAUCAGUGAUCAGCCGCCCUCAUUCCCACUGAUCUGCAAUCCCCCCGCGUUUUCUCUACCUCCAACACAGGGAGCCUCACGGUUAUUCCUUCCCUCCCCCUGCCCCACAGCCUACCAUAACUCGGUGCCCCACCCCUCUCACGCAUCAGCUGUCUGUUUGUCGUUGUCUGUCCUGUCGCGCCAGCCGACCUGGUCUGCCGAUUUCACUUUUCCCUCUGUUCAUUUCGUCUGAAGACGUGUCGGUGUCACUGACUUGAAAAUUUACGAGUACAACUCAAUUAUUCCGAAGAGCCUUCUCUUUAUCAUGUAUAUAUAAAGGUUGAGGGACCCUCACCGACCAGGUUGGCGAACGAGCUCGUCCCGGUGUGUCUUCGGGGUGAAACAAAACCCUCAAGGGCAGUCGCACAGUAACUGGUAGUGCAAUUAGUCUGUAUGUCACCGACUAAGACCAUCUAUUCUGGAAUGUUAUUUUUGGCCUACGAGUUAUCAUCAGCCAGUCGUGACCAAAUAAUGAGUCAUGGGUGAUGAUGAUGAUGAUGAUGAUGAUGAUGAUGAUGAUGAUGAUGAUGAUGAUGAUGAUGAUGAUGAUGAUGAUGAUGAUGAUGAUGAUGAUGAUGAUGAUGAUGAUGAUGAUGAUGAUGAUGAUGAUGAUGAUGAUGAUGAUGAUGAUGAUGAUGAUGACAAUAAUGAUUAA